Molecule: messenger RNA, 945 nt
Organism: Phacochoerus africanus (Common warthog)
Lineage: Eukaryota; Metazoa; Chordata; Mammalia; Artiodactyla; Suidae
Product: olfactory receptor 6C2-like
Exons: 1
Coding region: 1-945 (314 amino acids)
Biological process (GO): G protein-coupled receptor signaling pathway
Cellular component (GO): membrane
Molecular function (GO): G protein-coupled receptor activity; olfactory receptor activity
Source: RefSeq, a predicted model, not a curated record
AUGAGAAACCGAACAAUAACAACAUUCAUCCUGCUGGGACUCACAGACGACCCCAAGCUACAGGUUCUGAUUUUUAUCUUUCUAUUUGUAGCCUACAUGCUGAGUUUAACUGGAAACCUGACCAUCAUCACACUCACCUUUGUGGAUUCCCACCUGAAAACACCCAUGUACUUUUUCUUAAAAAAUUUCUCCUUCUUGGAGAUCUCAUUCAUAUCUUCUUGCAUCCCCAGAUACCUAUAUAGCAUAGCAACAGGUGACAAGGUCAUUACCUAUAACGCUUGUGCCAUUCAAGUGUUUUUCACUGACCUCUGUGGAGUAACAGAGUUUUUUCUCCUGGCCGUCAUGUCCUACGACCGCUACGUGGCCGUCUGCAAACCCCUGCAUUAUGUGACCAUCAUGAGCAGCAGAGUCUGUGGGAUUCUCAUCAGCUCUUGUUGGAUGGCUGGUCUGUGUGUUUUAAUCCCACCACUUAGCCUGGGUUUAAAUCUGAAAUUCUGUGAUUCUAACAGGAUUGAUCAUUUUGGCUGUGAUGCGUUUCCCUUAGUGAAAAUCUCAUGCUCAGACACAUGGCUCAUGGAACAGACGGUUAUAAUCUGUGCUGUGCUGACCCUGAAUAUGACUCUCACUUGUGUAGUUCUGUCCUAUGCCUACAUCAUCAAGACAAUUUUUAGGUUCCCUUCUGUGCAGCAAAGGAAAAAAGCCUUUUCGACCUGCUCUUCCCACAUGAUUGUGGUUUCUAUCACCUAUGGAACGUGCAUUUUCAUCUACAUGAAUCCUACAGCAAAGGGAGAAGUGACUAUUAAAAAAGUGGUUUCACUGCUCAUUUUUUCUUUUUCACCUACUUUGAAUCCGUUUAUUUAUACUUUGAGAAACAAUCAAGUUAAGAAAGCCUUUAAAGACUCAAUCAAAAGAAUUGCCUUGCUCUCAACAAAGCAAAAGAAAUAA